Brenthis ino (lesser marbled fritillary) is the source of this 276-nucleotide messenger RNA. Lineage: Eukaryota; Metazoa; Arthropoda; Insecta; Lepidoptera; Nymphalidae. The record is from the annotation of a GenBank genome assembly.
AUGCUGGCGUCGUCCUCGUGGCUGGGGUGGCUCGCGUCGCUGAUGCUCGACGAGGCGGAGGAGAAAGGUCUCUCCAGACUGCACGGAGAGUUGGUGGAGAGCUGUGGUCUCCGCAAGAUGGCGUCCAGGUCGGCGGGGAUGCGGGUGGAGGAGGCCAGGGAGGAGCGGUCGCCCGCCGUCCACCAGCCGCCCCACGCCCCCGACCUCCGCUUCGGAUUGUACCGCGGCGGACCCCGAAACGGCACUGCAAUCGUUUCGUUACCGACCGAACAAAAA